Aspergillus uvarum CBS 121591 is the source of this 1497-nucleotide messenger RNA. RefSeq names its product putative MFS transporter. Gene Ontology annotation, cellular component: membrane. The coding region runs from base 1 to 1497 and encodes 498 amino acids. Gene Ontology annotation, molecular function: transmembrane transporter activity. NCBI's taxonomy places the organism in Eukaryota, Fungi, Ascomycota, Eurotiomycetes, Eurotiales, Aspergillaceae. The record is from RefSeq and is a predicted model, not a curated record. The transcript is spliced from 6 exons. Gene Ontology annotation, biological process: transmembrane transport.
AUGGGAAACGUGGACGCUGAGAAGUCAAUCGUCACUACAGCAAAGGAUGACAGCCAUACUCCUGCCUAUCAAGCUGAUGCAGCAUUGGAGUAUCUCCAAACCGGAGAAGUAACAACGUUCUCCGAGGUAGAAGAGAAACAGCUUGUUCGGAAGAUCGACCGCAUGAUUGUGCCUCUCAUGUGGGCAAUCUAUUUUCUCCAGUAUCAAGAUAAGAUCCUAAUCAACUAUGCGUCGGUGAUGGGUCUGCUGGAUGACACGGGGAUGCGGACGGAUCAGUUCUCCCACUUGGCUUUGGUUUUCUACGCGUCAUACCUUUUCUUUGAACUCCCGACCGGGUAUCUGAUGCAGCGUCUGCCAACGGCGAAGUACUUGGGGCUAAACGUCACUCUCUGGGGUCUGUUGACCACUCUAAACUGCGUUGCAAAGAAUUUCGCCGGGCUUGUUGUCCUCCGCGUUCUUCUAGGAUGCUUUGAGAGCGCUGUAGCACCUGCCCUCAUCUUGAUCACAUCCAUGUGGUAUCGAAGAAAUGAACAACCGCAGCGUAUGGGCCUGUGGUACUUGGGAACAGGCACAGCAACUAUUGUCGGAGCCUUGGUUGCGUACGGUCUGCUCUUCUACACGGCGGAUGAGUUCUACUCAUGGCAGAUCAUGUUCUUAAUCUUCGGACUUUUGACCAUCGCUGUUGGGGUCACAGUCAUUGUCAUCUUCCCCGACAAUCCUAUGACCUCCCGACUCAGCCACGAGGAGAAGAUCAUGGCCAUUGAGCGUCUCCGCGAGAACCGCACCGGCAUCGAGAACAAGCAAUUCAAAUGGAACCAGUUCCUCGAGGUGUUCACCGACCCGCAAGCCUACCUGAUCGCCAUCAUUGUUGCAGCGAGCAACAUCAGCAAUGCCGCUAUCAGCAGCUUCUCGGCGCUGAUCAUCAAGAAUUUUGGCUUCACCACCAAGGAGACCGAAUUGCUCACCAUCCCUGGCGGCGUGGUCAGCGUGAUCAGUAUCCUCUCGGGAACCUACCUGGCAGGGCGUUUCGAUCAGCGAUGUCUCUGCGUCCUAGGCAUUCUGGGCUGUGGCCUCCUGGGCGGCUGUCUGAUGGCGUUUGCCCCGACCGACAACAAAGGCGCGAUGCUGGCGGGCAACUACCUCACCAACUGCGUCGGAUCCGCCCUGCCCCUGAUGUAUUCGAUCGCGGGAGCCAAUGUGGCCGGGCAUACCAAGAAGGUGACGAUGAACGCAAUCGUGCUCAUGGCGUUCUGUCUCGGCAAUAUCCUGGGUCCGUUGUCCUUCCGCACGCAGGACGAGCCGGAGUAUAUGCCCGCCAAGGUUGCCAUUGUGGCCACCGUCUCGGUGGCUAUCUUGUUCACGGGGCUUCUGAAGUGCUAUUACAUCUACGAGAACCGCCGCCGGGACAAGAAUGGCCGCGGUGAGCAGCAUCAGGAGAAUACCGAGUUCCUCGACUUGACCGAUAGGGAGAAUCUGGAGUUCAGGUACAAGCAUUGA